GCGUACCAAGCAACCAAACAGGCGCCGUCGCGGGCAUAUCCGAUAACCGAUAAACCCCCUCCCACACUCUCCACUCUCGAGCCAUGGCCCUCGCCGCCGCCGCCGCCGCCGCGGCAGCGGCCGUCUCCUUCCCGCCCUUGCUCUCCCGUCCCGCCGCCUGCGUGCUCCUCCGCUGCGGCCGCCACCGCCGCCUCCCUCCCCUCCUCCUCCGCGCCGCCUCCUCCUCCACCUCCAGCGCCCCGGACUUCAACAUCACCUUCGCGGAGCCCACCGCCCCCGCCCCCUCGAAACCCAAACCCUCAUCCCCCGCCCCGUCCGCGGAGCAGGUGGUGCCGUGGAUCGUGCGUGGGGAGGACGGCAAGCCGUCCAUGCGCACCGCGCCGCCGCCGGACGUCCUCCAGGCCAUUGCGCUGGCGGAGGCGGAGGCCAAGAAGGCCAAGAAGGACCCCCGCAGGAGCCACAAGGGCGCCGCCGCCCUUGCCACCCCCGUCGCCAAUGCCAAGGUGAGGGAGAGGAAGGCCGCCCCCGCGACGGCGCCGCCCAAGUUCUCCAAGGCCGCGAGGAGAUUCUACAAUGAGAAUAUCAAGGAGCACGAACCGCAGCGGCUCGCCAAGGUCCUUGCCGCGGCAGGAGUGGCCUCACGAAGGACAUGCGAGGAGCUCAUCUUCCAAGGGAAGGUGACCGUCAAUGGUUCUGUCUGCACUGCACCCCAGACCAAAGUUGACAUCUCAAAGGAUUCUAUCUAUGUUAAUGGAAACCGCAUUUCCAAGAAGCUUCCUCCGAAGUUAUAUUUUGCUGUUAACAAGCCAAAAGGGUAUAUUUGUUCCUGUGGUGAACCAAAGUCCAUUAUCUCCUUAUUUGAUGACUAUUUGAAGGGUUGGAACAAGAUUCAACCAGGAGUACCAAAACCGCGCUUGUUUACUGUGGGUCGUCUUGAUGUUGCUACAAGUGGUUUGAUAAUAAUUACAAAUGACGGUGAGUUUGCCCAGAAACUCUCACACCCUUCGUCAAAUAUAAUGAAGGAAUAUGUGGUAACUAUAGAUGGACCAGUGCACAGAAAUCACCUUAUAGCUAUCAGUGAAGGCACAAAAAUUGAUGGCGUCAAAUGUAUACCUGAUCUAGUGGAACCAUUGGAUGUACAAUCCAAUACAAAAAGGACCCGGAUUAGAAUAGCGGUUCAUGAAGGAAGAAAUCAUGAAGUUCGUGAACUCGUGCAGAAUGCAGGCCUAGAGGUUUAUGCCUUGAAACGUGUUCGGAUAGGCAGGUUCAGGCUUCCACCAGAUCUCAGAAUUGGGAAGUUUGUUGAACUUAAACAAACUGAUCUCAAGUCACUGGAAGGCAAGAAGUAGAGUGAAAACCUGGGUCCACGGGUGCUAAUUUCGACGGUAAUGUGGAUCCGCACAACUCCAUCGAAGAAUAGCAAUUGCUCCUUCUCACGUCAAGGUGAAAGCUACUCCACACCAAUGCCUGUACGUUAAGUUGGUGCGGAUGGUGAAGAUAGACAAAGACAUACUUUUGGCUUGAAGAACACACAAGCUGCUUGGAAGAACAUUUUCCAGUGCCCAACAAGGCAGCAGUGUUUGGUGGUGGAGAUGGGAUAUUGUCAGGUUGAGGGUUAGUGAUAGAGGCUACACUUUAUCAAUAUAUAUGGUGGUGGAGAUGGGAUAUUGUCAGGUUGAGGGUUAGUGAUAGAGGCUACACUUUAUCAAUAUAGAUGCUCUUACGUGAGGUACAGGAGGUAUACGAACCAUUUUGCUACACGAUUCAACACUUAUCAACAAGUAGCAAUCCAGGAGGUAUACGAACCAAAUUCUCUCGUAAUCUGUAUUUUGAGCAGGAAUUAACCAUGUUAUGGUUCUGCUACAGCUGGAAUAUUAUUGUGAUUGACAAAAGCAUGUUCCUUUUUAUUCUUGAA
Messenger RNA from Oryza sativa Japonica Group (Japanese rice), 1915 nucleotides. RefSeq names its product putative ribosomal large subunit pseudouridine synthase SVR1, chloroplastic. Gene Ontology annotation, biological process: plastid translation; maturation of LSU-rRNA from tetracistronic rRNA transcript (SSU-rRNA, LSU-rRNA, 4.5S-rRNA, 5S-rRNA); pseudouridine synthesis. NCBI's taxonomy places the organism in Eukaryota, Viridiplantae, Streptophyta, Magnoliopsida, Poales, Poaceae. Gene Ontology annotation, molecular function: pseudouridine synthase activity; RNA binding. The record is from RefSeq and is a predicted model, not a curated record. Gene Ontology annotation, cellular component: chloroplast.